AUGGCCUCCAUCCAAACUCUUCCAGUCGUGGACAUCCCUGGUCUCCAUCAUGCGCCCGAUGCUGAAGAAUUUGCCGACUCUCGAAACAUAUAUGCCCACUCAAACGGACUUCCUCAGCCUGAGGACCAGCCGGAGCUCUCUGACAGUACGCUCAAGGCUUUGGGCGAGCUUUUUGUUCGCCACAAGGCGCACGACACCUUUGGCAUCCAUUUCCUGCAUGCUCAUUUUCAGAUCUCUGAUGAGUUUGUGUUGUACGGAGAGCAAGUCCAAGUUUCGGGCAACUUUGAAUCAUGUUGGACCCAACCUGUUCCGUCCAAUGAAACCUUCGUCCCGUAUGAGUUCCAGGAAGGCGCGCCACCGCCUAAAGCAGUCACUGUCCCCCAAGAAUUCUUUCAGGACCUUGCUCAGUUCUUGCACUCGAACAACCUUGCAGACUUGGUUGCACUACAGCUCCUAGGUGGCCAGAGCGAGGGGACUAGCACGGAGCUCCUCAUUGGGCCACAGAGCACCCUCACGUUAGACACGAACGAUAUACUCGGAUUUGAGCCUGCAAAGAUUACCACAGGCUGGCUCUUCCAGGUUGGAGAUGAUGGUGUUAUUUCCUGCAAGGGCAACGACGUGUAUUCUAAGAAGAAGAACACGCACCAAGUCUUUACCGACUCAAAGCCUCUUACCCUAGAGGCUUUGAAAGCGGCUCUUCGCCAGGAAGGAAUUAUCGCCUAG
This is a messenger RNA of Purpureocillium lilacinum, 723 nucleotides long. RefSeq lists its product as uncharacterized. The record is from RefSeq and is a predicted model, not a curated record. Lineage: Eukaryota; Fungi; Ascomycota; Sordariomycetes; Hypocreales; Ophiocordycipitaceae.